UAAAUAAAUAGUUUGAAUUUGAUUGUAUGGAUGAGUACGGUGCGUGAUGUAUAAAUUAAUUUUUUUGUUCGUACUAGUUUGUACGUGCCUUGCUAGUGAGGAUUGUGUGACAUACAAUUUCGAAAAUGGAAUUGAAAACUUCACAAAUGACAGAGAUAUUUGUUAUGGCAUGACUAUGUGGUAUAUUGAGAAUUACUCAGAAGUCUCCAUCGAUCCCUUUCACCCUCAGAGCACCAAAUUCGCUUCACCACUCCCGCAAACAAGCUGCAUGGCAUCUCCUAUGUUCCAAAUGGGAUUUGGAGGAACAGUUGAAAUCAAUUUUUAUGUGAAACCAAAUACAAAACAGUUGAACAUAAAUACAUUUCUUAUAGAGUAUUUAGAAAAUGAAAGGGAUGCUACUGUAAAUUCACAAGAACUUUCUUUUACUGGAGGUUGGCAAGCUGUAAAUUACACCGUUUUGUCAUCGUAUCUGGGAUAUGUAGCAUUAAUUGGACAAAGUGAACCUAGUUCAUUUUUCAUAGAUUCUCUUCGUUACUUUGGACCAAAUACUGACAAGGAGGAAUGUAUAAUUUAUGAAGAGUAUACAGAAACAACAUCUAGUAUAAGCCCCACUAACGCUACAACUACUACUGCAACAAUGAUUCCUACAACCUUGCCCCCUCAGAAUACUAGUAAUUCAACUGAAACUCCUUCACCAGAUCCAACUGAAACUACUAAUACUUUAGUUUCUACUACUUCUUCUUCAACUGAAGUUCCUACAACAUUAACUACAGUUACAAUUUUUACUUCUGAGCCGUCUACAACUUUAUCUACCGAAUAUACUACUUCAUCUACUACUACUACUACUACUACUACUACUACUGAAAGUCCUAGUACUUCUACUUUUUCAACUGAAGCUCCUACAACUUUAUCAACCGAGUCAUCUACUCCUUUGCCAAACCCUACUACAACUCCUACCACUCCGAUAACUACUACAUCUACUCCUUCUCCAACUGAUCUUUCUACAACUUUACCUACUGAAUCUUCUACAUAUUCACCUACUUCUACUGAUAUACCUACUACCACUACGAUGACUACUACAAAUACUCCUUCUCCAACUGAUCUUCCUACAACUUUACCUACAGAAUCUUCUACAUCUUCACCUACUUCUACUGAUAUACCUACUACCACUACGAUGACUACUACAAAUACUCCUUCUCCGACUGAUCUUCCUACAACUUUACCUACUGAAUCUUCUACAUCUUCACCUACUUCUACUGAUAUACCUACUACCACUACGAUAACUACUACAACGACUCCUUCUCCGACUGAUCUUCCUACAACUUUAACUACUGAAUCUUCUACAUAUUCACCUACUUCUACUGAUAUACCUACUACCACUAGGAUGACUACUACAACUACUCCUUCUCCAACUGAUCUUCCUACAACUUUACCUACUGAAUCUUCUACAUCUUCACCUACUUCUACUGAUAUACCUACUACCACUACGAUAACUACUACAAUUACUCCUUCUCCAACUGAUCUUCCUACAACUUUACCUACUGAAUCUUCUACAUAUUCACCUACUUCUACUGAUAUACCUACUACCACUACGAUGACUACUACAAUUACUCCUUCUCCAACUGAUCUUCCUACAACUUUACCUACUGAAUCUUCUACAUCUUCACCUACUUCUACUGAUAUACCUACUACCACCACGAUGACUACUACAACUACUCCUUCUCCGACUGAUCUUCCUACAACUUUACCUACUGAAUCUUCUACAUUUUCACCUACUUCUACUGAUAUACCUACUACCACUAAGAUGACUACUACAACUACUCCUUCUCCGACUGAUCUUCCUACAACUUUACCUACUGAAUCUACUACAUAUUCACCUACUUCUACUGAUAUACCUACUACCACUACGAUGACUACUACAACUACUCCUUCUCCAACUGAUCUUCCUACAACUUUACCUACUGAAUCUUCUACAUCUUCACCUACUUCUACUGAUAUACCUACUACCACUACGAUGACUACUACAAUUACUCCUUCUCUAACUGAUCUUCCUACAACUUUACCUACUGAAUCUACUACAUAUUCACCUACUUCUACUGAUAUACCUACUACCACUACGAUGACUACUACAAUUACUCCUUCUCCAACUGAUCUUCCUACAACUUUACCUACUGAAUCUACUACAUAUUCACCUACUUCUACUGAUAUACCUACUACCACUACGAUGACUACUACAAUUACUCCUUCUCCAACUGAUCUUCCUACAACUUUACCUACUGAAUCUACUACAUAUUCACCUACUUCUACUGAUAUACCUACUACCACUACGAUGACUACUACAAUUACUCCUUCUCCAACUGAUCUUCCUACAACUUUACCUACUGAAUCUUCUACAUCUUCAUCUACUUCUUCUGAUAUACCUACUACCACUACGAUGACUACUAUAACUACUCCUUCUCCGACUGAUCUUCCUACAACUUUACCUACUGAAACUUCUACAUAUUCACCUACUUCUACUGAUAUACCUACUACCACUACGAUGACUACUACAAUUACUCCUUCUCCAACUGAUCUUCCUACAACUUUACCUACUGAAUCUUCUACAUCUUCAUCUACUUCUUCUGAUAUACCUACUACCACUACGAUGACUACUACAACUACUCCUUCUCCAACUGAUCUUCCUACAACUUUACCUACUGAAUCAUCUACUUCUUCACUUACUUCUACUGAUACUCCUAUUACUAUGAUAACUUCUACAACUACUCCUUCUCCAACUGAUUUUCCCACAACUUCAUCUACCGAAUCUUUUACAUCUUCACCCACUCCUACUGAUACACCUACGACCACUAUGAUAACUACUACAAAUACUCCUUCUCCAACUGAGAUUCCUACAACUAUAUCAACUGAUUCGUCUACUUUUUCACCUACUUCUACUAAUACUCCUACUACUACGAUAACUUCUACAACUACUCCUUCGCCAACUGAUUUUCCCACAACUUUAUCUACUGGAUCUUCUACAUCUUCAUCUACUUCUUCUGAUAUACCUACUACCACUACGAUAAUUACUACAACUACUCCUUCCCCAACUAAUAUUCCCACAACUUUAUCUACUGAAUCUUCUACAUCUUCACCUACUUCUACUGAUAUACCUACUACCACUACGAUGACUACAACAACUAUUCCCUCUCCAACUGAUCUUCCUACAAUUAUACCAACUUCAUCGUCUUCAUCUUCACCUACUUCUACUAAUACUCCUACUACUACGAUAACUACUUUUUUUCCAACUGUUUUUCCUACAACGUCUUCAACCGAAACGUCUCCAUUUUUACCUACUUCUACUGAUAUAACUACCACUAUGAUAACUACUACAACUACUCCUUCUCCAACUGAGUUUCCUACAACUAUAUCAACUAAAUGGUCUUCUUUUUUACCUACUUCUACUGAUACUCCUACUACUACGAUAACUACUACAACUUCAACUUUUCCAAGUGAAAGCACUACAACUGAAAUUUCUUCUUCUACUACCACUACUGACAUUCUGGAUAUUUCAACUACUUCUUCAACUGAUACUACUCUCAUGCCUACUUCAAGUGAUAUUUCUACAUUAACCCCUACUGAAAUCUCAGAUAUAACGACCAGUGGAUCUACAAUUCAGCCGACUGAAUCUACGAUGACUACCCUUACUGAUACUGCAACUCUCCCUACCAUAACAUUACCAACAGAGGCAUCUUCAACAACCCUAACGGAAACUACCACUACCCUUCCUAAUAUUCCCACUGAAAAUACGAGUACUGAAUCUACUCCUACUGAGCCUUUUACUACAAACAGUCCAUUACCAGAACCUACAACAGAAAAUUCAUUCUGGAAUGCAUUUACAAUAUCAAUGGUUACUAUUUUAAAUUUGAUUGUUAUUUGUGUGAUCGCCUUUAUAUUUUAUAGAAUAGGUAAAAAUAGGAAUAAUUCUGAUAUUUCUCAUAUAUUAUUUACUGAUGCCUAUGAUUUGCCAAAUCCUAUAACUGUGCCAAGGGUUACAAGUGUUUACUCAAAUCCUAAUAAUAAGAAUUUUUAUUUGCCUUAA
This is a messenger RNA of Danaus plexippus (monarch butterfly), 4078 nucleotides long. Its product is annotated as mucin-2-like. The transcript has 2 exons. The coding region runs from base 47 to 4078 and encodes 1343 amino acids. The record is from RefSeq and is a predicted model, not a curated record. Lineage: Eukaryota; Metazoa; Arthropoda; Insecta; Lepidoptera; Nymphalidae.